UUUUAAUUGAAGUACUUAUCUCGAACAGUUUUGGAAUGAUUUCGUGAGAAAUUUCUUGCCUCAAUAAGCAAUUUAAAAACAUAAAUGUGUAAAUAAAAUCAAUCAAAUAAAUCAAUAUUUUAUGUGGGGUUAAGUCAAUCAUUAUUCAAAUUAUUUAAGAAUUUACCAGCCAAGGUAAUUUAACGAUGUAUAAAAUAUGGAUAAAAGAAGACAAGGAAGGUCAAUCUAGAUGUACGGACCAACAAAUCAGGACGCGAAGAGUUAACAUGAGGAGAACUGUAUCAAAUAUUAUCUCAAAGAUCGCGAAUCUUAUCUCGGCCAAAUAGUAUCGGAUAUUUCUAACGUUCAAAUCAAACAGUACUCGUAUAACAUUCAACAUGGUUAACUUUUUAGUGUUUGGUGCUGUAUUUACAUUGAUUCAAGCCGUUUUCCAAAUUGUUUUCGCAGCCCUAGCGUUGGCGCAAUACUAUUGCUUGAUCAACUUUAUGAAAAGCAUUCCGAUUUUGCUAUACGUGCGAAUGCUUUAUUAUCAUCAUCCAGAAAGAUGUGGAGAAAUAAUAAAUAUAGGACAGUCUGUCGAAGAAUUGAACAAUCAGGCCAUUGUUUUUAUAUCCAGAGAACCUCUGACCGUGACGAGAACAUUUUAUAUUAACAUUAUUUAUGUGACACUUGGCGUGUUGUGGGCAAUUUCUAGUGCAAUUCUUAUGUGGAGUGCCCGACAUAGGACGCCUAUACGAUGGCCCUGGACUAUGAUGACGAUCGCGGUUUGUUCCGCAGAUAUAGUGGUUUCUAUCUUAUUUACGAACGACACCUUUCACACCCGGACGCUGCGAGACAUAAUUGAUUACAUAGGUGCAACAUUAAGCGGUGCUGGAAAUACUGAAAUUAGAACAGUUUGGGCUGCAUGGCUGAUGGCUAUUCUCUUUUCAAAAUUCGUGUUUUUAAUCUUUUUUAAUAUAGGCUUAGUGAUUGCAAUAUCAUUAUGGAAACCAAAUGAAUAUAUCGAUCGCGCUAUUACUGUGGAAACUCCUUACAAAGAACUGACGCCUCGAAAUUCUAUCAUAGAAUCAGCUAUAUCUGAAGCUACGUUGAGUUCUGUCGGUGCCCCGACAAUGGAUGGUAUGGAUCUCUCACUUCCGUCCAUUCCACGACCACAACUUCGGAGACAGGCCAACAUAGAAGCGACCGAAAUUGAACAGACAGUAUCUCAAUUCCAGCCUACAGUUGAAUCUCCGCGUAAGACGCGCCGAAUCGAAGAAAAACACGUAUUAAGCUUUAAUGAGGUACCUGUUAUUAUACCAAAUGAAUUAGACACUUCUCAAGUAACAAAUGCUUUCAGUGAAGAAUUACCAAACCAGGUGAACAACCGUGAUGAAUCACUGCAAAUUCAAGGUCAGUUGCCCUGGACGUACCUUCCGUCGAAGGUUCACCCAAUGAGGAAGCAAAUAGAUGUGGACGAAGAGUUGCCUCCAGUGCCAUUGCCAGACUAUACAGCUUUACAAAUCCGAAAGGCUUCAGUUCACAGGUCGCCGUCUACAGUAAUUGGUCUAACAUCAGGGACACGGUCGAAACUACGACAAAACGCUCUAAAGCAGACCGAUGUUUACUACUAGGAAAUUAAGAUAUUUUUUAUUAUAAGCCCUUUGUUUUUUAAAAAUUCAAAUUAAACUUGUGAAUGGCGGAGGGUUCAGAGUGACACGUGAAGAUCGAACAGCGAUUGUCCUGCAUUGUGAUAUGCUUAAUGUUUUAAAGUCACAAUGUAUAGAAUAUUGAGCAUUGCGAUCGCCACCGAUGUCUGUGAUGCCUUUGUAAUCAGCGAUAAGUUUCCUCUUUUCUUUCCACUUGAAAAGAGAAAAACUUUUUCCUUACAAUUAAUUUAAUUUAAUAUUUAAUUUAAAUAGAAUUGAAGACUUCCACGAAGUACCCAUAAUGAAAGGACGUAGGAAAGUCACUACAGCCACAAACAACGAAAAAAUAAGGUGAAAACAGAAUAACACACAUAUUGAAAGUCGAAGUUAUCGGGGCAGUUAAAUUGCCAGAAAGAGAUAAAGAGUCUGGAGAAUAUAGUAUCUCAAGCGAACUCAUAAUAGGAACUUUAUACUAUGCAAAACACCAUUAGAGAAUGGAAAAACGGAUGACUUGGCAAUUUAUGGAUCUAUCUCGUAUAUAAUCGUGAAAAGUCAAUGGUAUUUGAAAGAUAUUAAAAGGAAACCUGGAUAUGAAAUAAAAUCUGAGAUGAAAAAUGAUGGACUAUGGAUGUAAGAACUAGAAUAUUUAUGAAAUGUAAGUUAAAAUUAUAAUCCAUUUAGAAAACAGUACAAAGAUUCAAAACAAUACUACCAGAUGUUUUCUGUUAGAAUAAGUAAAAUUUAUAGCAAAAACUAAAACUAAAUAAAACUUUCAAUUUU
This is a messenger RNA of Leptidea sinapis, 2408 nucleotides long. RefSeq lists its product as uncharacterized. The coding region runs from base 378 to 1613 and encodes 411 amino acids. The transcript has 2 exons. The record is from RefSeq and is a predicted model, not a curated record. NCBI's taxonomy places the organism in Eukaryota, Metazoa, Arthropoda, Insecta, Lepidoptera, Pieridae.